Penicillium bovifimosum is the source of this 3249-nucleotide messenger RNA. RefSeq names its product urease Ure. Bases 1 to 3249 code for a protein of 1082 amino acids. The record is from RefSeq and is a predicted model, not a curated record. Gene Ontology annotation, biological process: urea catabolic process. The transcript is spliced from 7 exons. Gene Ontology annotation, molecular function: nickel cation binding; urease activity. NCBI's taxonomy places the organism in Eukaryota, Fungi, Ascomycota, Eurotiomycetes, Eurotiales, Aspergillaceae. Gene Ontology annotation, cellular component: urease complex.
AUGACUUCUAACCACGAUGAGUCGACCGUUCAGGUCAACAAAGAUGAGCUCCGAAGAGCUGGUGACUUGAUCGUCAUGCGCCUGAUGGAGGUGCAGUCCUACAUCGCCGACCUCGGCAAGGCCUACAUCCAGCAUGUUAACAACAUCACUGAAGGCCGCGAUGCCACUAUUGAGCUUCCAGUUGGCCCCUCUGGCUUCAUGGGACAGGACUUCCCCCACCGCGCCGGCACCCCCGGUGCCAAGUCCGAAACCGGUGGUCCCAAGAAGCGCAAGCGCGCUCCCGUCGACCCCAAUGCGCCCAAGCGUGCCUUGACUCCCUACUUCCUUUACAUGCAACACAACCGCAGCAAGAUCGCUGCCGACUUGGGCGAGGACGCGCGCCCCAAGGAUGUUGCCGAUGAGGGCACUCGCCGCUGGCAGAACAUGGAGGACGCCCAGAAAGAAAUCUGGAAGAAGAUGUACGCCGCCAACUACGACCAGUACAAGCGCGACUUGGCCGCCUACAAGGCCGGCCCCAAGACCGACGAAGAACACGAUCCUGCUGCCAGCCAACUGCAGCAGGAUUUCGCCGGUGCUGAGCCUGAGGCAGAGCAUGAGGACUCCGCUGAUGAGGAAUCGACUGAUUCUUCGUCCGACGAGUCCGACUCUCCCUCGCCGGUGAAGGAGAAGACCCCACCUCGCACCAAUGCUAAGCGCCGUCGCAGUGAUGUCAAGACCAAGGAGGCUGAGACUCCUGCCAAGUCGCCCGUUAAGCGGGGCCGCAAGGCUGAGCCGGCGCCUGAGACUCACCAUCGCCCAUCUCGGAUUUUUGGCACAGCGUCGACUGGCACGUGGAGUGCGGCUCAACCAUGCCGAAGCGGUAUGCUCCAUGAGCUAAUCCGCGAUGGCCAAUACUCUGUCGCCGACUUGAUGUCCAUCGGCAAAACGAUGCUCGGCCGACGACAUGUCCUUCCCUCCGUACUAGCAACUCUCGUCGAGCUCCAGGUCGAGGGGACGUUCGUCUCCGGUACAUACUUGGUGACUGUGCACCACCCGAUCAGUAGCGAUGAGGGCGAUCUCGAGCGUGCGCUGUACGGCAGUUUUCUGCCUGUCCCUGCAGCAGAGGCUUUCCCAGAUCCAGACCCCGAGGACUUCGUGCCUGAGAAGAUGCCAGGCGCGGUUAUCCCCGUGAGACAUGCGCGUGUGGAAUUGAACCCUGGGAGGAGGCGCAUUAAGCUUAAGGUUAUGAGUAAAGGAGACAGGCCGAUUCAGGUCGGAUCGCAUUACCAUUUCAUCGAGACAAACCCGCAGCUACACUUCGACCGUGUGCGGUCGUAUGGUUUCCGACUAGAUAUCCCCGCAGGUACAUCGAUCAGAUUCGAGCCCGGCGAUACCAAGACUGUCACGCUCGUGGAGAUCGGCGGGAACCGUAUCAUCCGUGGUGGCAAUUGGCUAGCGAAUGGAGUGGUGGAUCUGAGUCGAGCAGCUGAAAUAGUGACCAAGCUGCAGACUGCCGGCUUUGCGCAUGUGCCGGAGCCGCAGGCAGACAGUGCGCUUGUUACUGGGUUUUCGAUGGAGCGCGAUGCUUACUCGCGCAUGUUUGGUCCCACGACUGGAGAUCGGGUACGGCUUGGAUUGACUGAUCUGUGGAUUGAGGUUGAGAAGGAUCUGACAAGCUACGGAGAUGAAUGCGCGUUUGGUGGUGGUAAAACGCUGCGCGAGGGAAUGGGCCAGGCAUCUGGUCGGUCUCAUACCGAGUGUGUCGAUACUGUUAUCACGAAUGCGUUGAUCAUCGACUGGACCGGUAUCUACAAGGCCGAUAUUGGUAUCAAGGACGGGAUCAUUGCUGGCAUUGGCAAGGCUGGAAAUCCGGAUGUCAUGGACGGUGUGCACCCCGAUCUGGUAGUAGGCGCCUCUACAGAUGUGAUUGCCGGAGAGAACAAGAUCAUUACCGCGGGUGGUAUCGACACGCACAUCCACUUGAUCUGCCCGCAGCAGGUAGAUGAAGCCCUCGCCUCGGGCAUCACCACAUUCCUCGGGGGCGGCACCGGCCCCAGCACCGGGUCAAACGCAACGACAUGCACACCGGGCCCGAACCAUCUGCGGCAGAUGAUGCAAGCAUGUGACAGCCUCCCGAUCAACAUCGGCAUCACGGGCAAAGGCAACGACUGCGGAAGAAAGAGCAUCGAAGAGCAGAUCCUCGCCGGUGCCGCCGGCCUCAAGCUCCACGAAGACUGGGGCUCCACCCCGGCCGCCAUCGACAACUGCCUCGAAGUCUGCGACGAGUACGAUGUGCAGUGCAUGAUCCACACCGACACGCUGAACGAAUCCGGCUUCGUGGAGCAAACCAUAGAAGCCUUCAAAGGCCGCACCAUCCACACCUACCACACCGAAGGCGCCGGCGGCGGCCACGCCCCAGACAUCAUCUCCGUCGUCGAGCACCCCAACGUCCUCCCCAGCAGCACCAACCCAACCCGCCCCUUCACCCUCAACACCCUCGACGAACACCUCGACAUGCUCAUGGUCUGCCACCACCUCUCCAAGAACAUCCCCGAAGACGUCGCCUUCGCCGAAAGCCGCAUCCGCGCCGAAACCAUCGCCGCCGAAGACGUCCUUCACGACCUCGGCGCAAUCAGCAUGAUGUCCUCCGACUCCCAAGCCAUGGGCCGCUGCGGCGAAGUCAUCCUCCGCACCUGGCACACAGCCCACAAGAACAAAAUCCAGCGCGGACCCCUCGAGUCAGACGCCAACACCUCCGCCGACAACUUCCGCGUCAAGCGGUACAUCAGCAAAUACACGAUCAAUCCCGCCCUCGCACAGGGCAUGUCGCACGCCAUCGGUUCCGUGGAGGUCGGCAAAGUCGCAGAUCUCGUUCUGUGGAGGGCAGCGUCAUUCGGCACGAAACCUUCAACGGUGCUGAAGAGCGGCAUGAUCGUUGUAGCAGAGAUGGGUGAUCCGAAUGCCUCGAUCCCGACUGUCGAACCGAUGAUUGUCAGGCCGAUGUUUGGCGCGCGCGUGCCGCAGACAUCUAUUAUGUUUGUUUCGCAGGCGUCUAUUGACGCCGGGAUUGUGCAGACGUAUGGUCUGAAGAAGCGGAUUGAGGCUGUGCGGAAUUGUCGUUCGGUGGGGAAGAAGGAUAUGAAGUUUAACGAUGCUAUGCCGAAGAUGAGGGUUGAUCCCGAGAGUUAUACCGUUGAGGCGGAUGGGAUGCUUUGUGAUGCCGAGCCGGUUUCGGAAUUGCCUUUGACGCAGGCGUAUUAUAUCUUCUAG